Molecule: messenger RNA, 1071 nt
Organism: Acomys russatus (golden spiny mouse)
Lineage: Eukaryota; Metazoa; Chordata; Mammalia; Rodentia; Muridae
Product: cytochrome P450 2D3-like
Exons: 6
Coding region: 28-996 (322 amino acids)
Biological process (GO): xenobiotic metabolic process; arachidonate metabolic process
Cellular component (GO): intracellular membrane-bounded organelle; cytoplasm
Molecular function (GO): heme binding; iron ion binding; oxidoreductase activity, acting on paired donors, with incorporation or reduction of molecular oxygen, reduced flavin or flavoprotein as one donor, and incorporation of one atom of oxygen
Source: RefSeq, a predicted model, not a curated record
CUCCCAGGGCAUCCCCUCACUCCCUACAUGCUCCUGAACAAAGCCGUGUGCAAUGUGAUCGCAUCCCUCAUUUACGCCCGCCGCUUUGAGUAUGGAGACCCUUCCCUCAUCAACAUGCUAACAACAUUGGAAGAAAACAUGGGAGAGACUAAUGGCUUGCUUCCCGAGGUUCUGAACACGUUCCCAAUUCUCCUGCGUAUCCCGGGGUUGGCCGACAAGGUCUUCCCGGGACAAAAGUCAUUUAUGACCAUGGUGGAUAAGCUGAUAACUGAGCACAGGAGAACCUGGGACGCUGACAAUCCGCCUCAAGGCCUGACUGAUGCCUUCUUGGCUGAGAUGGAGAAGGCCAAGGGGAAGCCUGAGAGCAGCUUCAAUGAUGCGAAUCUACGUCUCGUUGUCUCUGAUCUGUUUGGUGCUGGGAUUGUGACCACGUCAACCACGCUGUCCUGGGCCCUGCUGCUCAUGAUCCUGCACCCGGAUGUGCAGCGCCGUGUCCAGCAGGAGAUUGAUGAAGUCCUAGGGCAGGCGCGGCGCCCAGAGAUGGCCAACCAGGCCCACAUGCCCUACACCAAUGCUGUCAUCCAUGAGGUGCAGCGCUUUGGGGACAUCGCCCCUUUGAAUUUGCCACACAUGACAUCACGUGACAUUGAAGUCCAAGGCUUCCGCAUCCCUAAGGGGAUGAUGCUCAUCCCUAACCUGUCCUCCGUGCUGAAGGACGAGACCGUCUGGGAGAAACCCCUCCACUUCCAUCCUGAGCACUUCCUGGACGCCCAGGGACACUUUGUGAAGCAUGAGGCCUUCAUGCCAUUCUCCGCAGGCCGCCGCGCAUGCCUGGGAGAGCCCCUGGCCCGCAUGGAGCUCUUCCUCUUCUUCACCUGCCUCCUGCAGCGCUUUAGCUUCUCGGUGCCCGAUGGACAGCCCAGGCCCAGCGACCGAGGCGUCUUUAUGUUUCUGCACUGCCCAUUGCCCUACCAGCUCUGUGCAGUCACUCGCUAACAGGAAUCACAUUCUAGUCCAGCCCCUAGCUUAGGCUCACCUACAGAGAAUAAACGAGGUUUGUGGCUGCCAUUU